This is a messenger RNA of Drosophila erecta, 867 nucleotides long. RefSeq names its product keratin-associated protein 5-4 (gene Pif2). Lineage: Eukaryota; Metazoa; Arthropoda; Insecta; Diptera; Drosophilidae. The record is from RefSeq and is a predicted model, not a curated record. The transcript is spliced from 2 exons. The coding region runs from base 122 to 478 and encodes 118 amino acids.
AAAACUCAAACGGAAAUGUCAGCAGAAACUCAUUUUGUAGGUAAAUAGUCACACGGACACACACAAAUCAAAUUCAAGCCCCGGGCUCGAGAUCUCUGACGGGUUCAAGCACGAAUCGAAGAUGUGCAGCCCCUGCUGUGGAUCCUGCUGCGGACCUUGCUGCUCCCCCUGCUGCAGCCCUUGCUGUCCACCGUGCUGCAAUGACUGCUGCGGGUCCUGCUGCAGUCCGUGCUGCGGACCCUGUUGCAGCCCCUGCUGCGGACCCUGCUGCAGCCCCUGCUGCAGUCCUUGCUGCACCCCCUGUUGCACCCCUUGCUGCACGCCUUGCUGCAAGUGUUGCACACCCUGCUGCGUGCCGUGUUGCACGCCCUGCUGCACCCCCUGCUGCACUCCCUGUUGCACACCUUGCUGCACUCCGUGCUGCAGUCCGUGCUGCAGCCCCUGCUGCUCCCCUUGCGGCGGCUCAAAGUGCAAGUGAUCCACGGAAGCGAAUUCGAAUUCGGAUUCGGAGGCAGAAGCAGAAGCCAGUCGUCGAGCUCGUUGGAGAACCGUCGGACCCACCUGCUAUUACCAUCUAAGGCAAUCAUACACACGAAAAGUCAACGGCAGAGCAAAGUUUUCGGGCCCCCGAGGAGUGGGGAUAUGAGAAUGUGGAGGAAGUGGAACCAUCUGCUCCCGGGGCCAUGUUAAUGAAGACACAGAUUAGACAGCGGGCCCAGGUAAAAGUUGGUCAUCCCCAACUUAUGCCAGUUAGUGCUGUGUAAAGUUUUUGGCCUCUUCCGAAAAUUAAUUAAAAUCAGUUUCAACCUAUGUGACACGAGCACACUUACAAAAGAAAUUACAUUACAUGCCAAGCUGAGUCAACUA